Drosophila teissieri is the source of this 3757-nucleotide messenger RNA. Its product is annotated as RNA-binding protein 25. Gene Ontology annotation, cellular component: spliceosomal complex. Lineage: Eukaryota; Metazoa; Arthropoda; Insecta; Diptera; Drosophilidae. The coding region runs from base 301 to 3330 and encodes 1009 amino acids. Gene Ontology annotation, molecular function: mRNA binding. The transcript has 7 exons. Gene Ontology annotation, biological process: regulation of alternative mRNA splicing, via spliceosome; mRNA processing. The record is from RefSeq and is a predicted model, not a curated record.
AGCAGCUUGCUAGCAGCUACCAUCCCUAGAGCAACGGCCGCAGAAAAAGGAGAUUCUAUUCGGUAAUUUACGCGUGGAUAUAGCACGCGCCGUGAAACCAGAACUUGCAGGCCAGCCGUCCCGAGAUCGGCUCAGUGAACUUCGCGGGCGCCCAGCUCAGGAAGCAGGAAACAGGACAUCCACACUCACAUUUACCACUCCGUGUGGCGUUUGCGCCCAUCCGUGCGUACCUGUGUGUGUGUGUGCGUUGCUCGUCUGUGUGUGACAUCAGGACAUCACAAAGCAGUCGCGGCGCCCAAGAUGUCGUACCCGCCGCGGGCGCCCAUGCCGCCCUACAUGAAUGCAUCCAUACCGCCGCCGCACAUGAUGCAGAACAUGGCCAAGCCGCCGAGAAGCUUCCGCAACUCGGCCACCAUCAGCUCACAGCCGACAGUAUACCAUCGUCCGCCGGAGCCGCAGCCACAGUUCCGGGGACCGAUCAUCACCGUCUUCGUGGGCAACAUCAGCGAACGCGUCCCGGAGGCACUGCUCAAACGCAUCCUGACCGCCUGCGGCAUGGUCAUCAACUGGAAACGGGUCUCCACGUUCGGCUUCUGCGAAUUUGACGGACCUAUUGCAGCGAUGCGAGCUGUACGCCUGCUCAGCGAGCUGGAGAUCGAUGGCAAGAAGCUGGUGGCCAAGGUGGAUGCCAAGAACAAGGUACUCAUCGAGGAUUACAAGGAGCAGGAGUGCAAGAACGGCGACCGCUCCAACCCAGUGGACGAAAAGACCGAGGAUGAGUUCGCCAUUGCCCAGAUGCACGAGUUUCUGGAGGAGCACAAGCACGAGUUCGACGGAUUCGAUAGCAGCAGUCGCGCCGAUUUGUACGGCAGCACUAGCCGCAACAAGAAGACGCGCCGCGAGGACGACAUCAAGAUCAAGGUGCUGAGCGAAAAUGCCCUGGAGGAGGAGAAGCGCAACUUGAUUAGCAGCGAGAUAGGCAAAUUCCGUAUGCGUGCGGAGGCCGACGAACAUCGCAAGGAGCUGGAGAAGGAAAAGGAAAAGGAGAAGCUUGCGGCCAGCAAGGAGAAGGAACGCGACAAGGAGCGCAAAAAGCAGCGCGAGAAGGAGCGCAAAUCGUCGACCAGCAAGUCCAGCAGCUCAACGACAGCGGCCACCAGUUCCUCCGGUGCCACAGCCACCUCUUCAACAUCCGCCGCCGAUGGCGCUGACGCAACGGAAAAGACGGACAAAGAAGCAGCCCCUGUUGUGGUCAAGGAAGCCGCUGCCGCUAAGGAGCCGAAAGAGUCGUCCUCCUCCACGGGACGCAGUGCCAGCAGUCGCAAGGAGCCGGCCGAGGUAACACAAAAGGAGCGCCGCUCCGACUCCAAGGAGACGCGUCGCCGACGCUCGAAAUCCCGCUCCAAAGAUCGGGAACGAGAGCGUGAGCUGCGCGAGCUUCGCGACAAGGAGCGCGAGCGCGAACGUGAAAGGGAGCGGGAACGGGAGCGUGAGCGCGAGCGGGAACGCAACGAAAUGCGCGAACGGGAGCGCAACGAGAUGCGUGAGCGCGAACGGGAACGCGAAAGGGAGCGGGAACGUGAGCGCGACCGAGAACGCGAGCGGGAGCGCGAGGAGAAGCUGCUGAAGCCAGCCCGGGACUCGCGGCGUGAAAAGGAAAUGGAGGACGAACUGCGGGACCGCAAGAAAGCCGAGAAGAAGGCGCGCGAAAAGGAGGCCGCCUACCAGACGCGCCUAUCCAACUGGGAGAUACGCGAGAAGCGCAAGGCCAAGGAGAACGAGAAGUACCGCCUGAAGGAGCUGCUGCGCCAGGAGGAGCGCGAGACCGAUGCCAAGCGAUUGAAGGAGUUCGUGGAAGAUUACGACGAUGAGCGCGACGAUUCGCUCUAUUAUCGCGGCCGCGAACUGCAGCAGCGACUGGCGGAACGAGUGCGCGAGGCGGAUGCCGAUUCCAAGGAUCGCGAGAAGGAGGCCGACGAGUUGGCCGAGCUUAAGUCCAAGUUCUUUAGCGGGGAAUACGAGAAUCCUUCGCUGGAGUUCGAAAAGGCGCGUCGCGAGAUCGAGAAGCUCUACGAGCCACGCAUCCUGAUCAGCGUGAACCAAGAGCCGCCGGCAGCGGCGACAGCUUCGGCCCAUCAGCGCAAGCAGGCCGCCUCGGCAGCGGGUGAAGGCGGUGAGGGGCAGAAGCAGCGACAGAAGAGCCAGCAGCUGGAUAGCUACGAUCCGGACACGGCCGGCAUGAAUGAUGACGACUCCAUAUCGAACGACGACCGCGCCUCCAUGGCCGACACAGCCUCCAAUGCCAGUGGUGGCUAUGCCAAGAACAACAACAACGACCAGUCGCGGUCGAACAGUUUGAGCAGACAGAAUAGUGAGUCGCGCGAUUCACUGGCCCAGAUCCACACUCCCACGCAGAGCGCCCUGCUGAAUGACCAAGGUUCGGGCCACGAUGGCUUGCUGCCCUCGGCCACGCCGCCCAUGACCAUGCCCCUCAUCUCGCUGACGCUGGGCAACAACCUCAAGAAGAAGAAGAUCGAGGCCACUGGCGUAUUCGUCAACGACGACGACAACGAUGAGAACAUCAAUCCCAAGAAGCGUAAACUGGUGCCGCUAGACUACGAUGACAACAUGAGCAACACACAUGAGCCAUCCAAUCAUGCAGCCAGCAGCGGUGCUGCGAAUAGCAGCAGCAGCAGCAGCAACAAUAACAGCAGCUCGGCGGAUCGACAAAGCUCCGCCGUGUCGGCGGCCACCGCCGCAGCAGCUGCCGUUAGCCAGAAGAUCGCACAGGCGGGCGGCUCAUCGGGGUCGGGUUCUGGUUCGGGAUCCGGCUCUGGCGGCUCCGGUUCGAACGGUGGCAAGAACAACGGCAACAAACAGAACAGCAGCAGCAAACACGGUAAGAAUGAGGCAGCUGCAUCUGCCGGCGGUAGCGGAGAUGCUGCCGCUGCAAACACCAAAAAGGAUGAGAAUGGUGCAAAGGUGUAUGAUGAAAAACGGCGGCAUAUAAAAAGCAUUAUUGACAGGAUUCCCACGCAAAAGGAGGAGCUAUUUAAUUAUAUGCUUGAACGCAACGAGAUUGACAGCGGUCUAAUGGAACGCAAAAUACGUCCAUGGAUCAAUAAGAAAAUCAUCGAGUAUAUCGGUGAGCCGGAGCCGACGCUGGUGGACUUUAUAUGUUCCAAAGUGUUGGCCGGCAGCCCGCCUCAAAGCAUCUUGGAUGAUGUGCAAAUGGUACUGGACGAGGAAGCCGAGGUCUUUGUGGUGAAGAUGUGGCGACUGCUUAUCUACGAACUUGACGCCAAGAGGUUCGGCCUUGCGGGGAAAUAGUAGGAUGCCCGCCGUGCGCAUCCCUGGGGAACUGGGCGGGAGCAGGUGCGGAUCGAUGGAUCGAUGGAGGAGCAACUGCGUGAAUAGACUCUAAGUUACUCUUACGGAACCUAUGCGAUUACAAGAUUGUACAUAGGGGGCGUGCUCCGGAAAUUGUUGCGGCCAAAUGUCCAGCUUUGUUUUCUAAGCCUCUACCGCGUGCAAAGGAAUCUACAAGAAAUUGAUGAAAAGGGAGCCAUUCGUGAAAAGCGGAAGCAGAAGCAGAAGCGCAGCCUCAAUGAUUUCUAAAUCCACCUUAUUAGCGUUAAUUGCUAAAGUAAUUCAUCGAUUAUUGUAAAUACACACUAAACUCACUUAUAAAUUUACACCACCAGAAGCAACAGAGAAGGGAAAAUCGUACAGAAAUAAAAAUCGCAUAGCCCAUGUA